Plasmopara halstedii is the source of this 2895-nucleotide messenger RNA. RefSeq names its product TRP-like family. The transcript has a single exon. Bases 1 to 2895 code for a protein of 964 amino acids. Gene Ontology annotation, biological process: transmembrane transport. Lineage: Eukaryota; Oomycota; Peronosporomycetes; Peronosporales; Peronosporaceae. The record is from RefSeq and is a predicted model, not a curated record.
AUGUCUCCCACCACAACUCCCGACAGCGACUUAGACGAUGAGAUUGAACAGUCUAACGAAGUGAGUCGCACUGUUACCGAUGGGUCCGACAUCGAUUAUGAAAAAAAUAGUACCGACUCCGACAGCACAAGCAGCUCCUCCGACACAGAAUCGACAAGUGCGACAACAGGAGACUCGUCAGAAGACAGUUUGAAACCAUCGACACCGCGGUCUGAAACGACGAAGUCGCCGAGUCAGACCCCCACGCCGACUACCAAGACUCCCUCAACAACGACGUCGUCAGACACUUCAAAUGACUCGAGUGACAAGAUAAGCGAGACAAAAGACGUGCCUCAAUCUUCAGCAGCAAAAAAUUCUUCGUCAACGAAUGAUUCGAUCAAGCAGUCGACAGCGACAAAUAGUACCUCUACGCCACCGUCAUCAGGGUCUGACGAUGGUCGUCGUCUGCUUGUUGACGCUGGUGAGACAACGAUAGCUGCCGGUAGUGCUGGUAAUUCGACGGUAGGAUCUAGUAGAAAUAUAACUGCUGCAAGAUCUCCCGUCAACGCGUCAAAUGAAAGUGCCGAUGACGCACCCACAGUUCCUCUCGAAGCACCGAAAUCAAAUAGUACGUCGGUAGCUCCUACCACAAUUCCAGCUACAACGACUACGUCUUCCCCGACGACGAAGAGUCCACCGUCUGUUGAUACUAUUACGAAUAGCACGACGAAGACACCGACUACUUCUACGAUGGAUUCGACAGAUCUGACCGAGUCGGUAAACACGCCCGAUACGACAGAUGAUGUCGUCACUACCAACAACACUCUUUCAGCCAUAACUAUCGAGUUCAGCUGCGACUCGACAUUUUAUGAAUCUUGGUCGAAGAUGGGGCUCACGUGUGGAGGUACUGAGCUUGAUGUAAUGUCUGCCGCUGCAUCUACUGAGUGCUCGAUUUAUUCUGGUACAUCGUCGGGUACCGCUAUUUUCGACUUGGCCACGUGCAUGUCGGUUUGUCGCUUUCCGGCUUGUCAUAAUGGUACAUGGGACUACACUGCGUCGGACGGGAUCAACUCGGAUAUCUACGCCAAUCUAGACUUCAUCACGCUCAUGAGCUUAGCAAGCAAAGAGGCAGCCUUAUCCGUCAUUGAUGUUGUGCAACAGCCGUUUUCUAACCUCACAUUUGCUGCAGUGACCGAAUGCGACUACACUUCCGACGAAUCCUUUGGGGCUUGUCAAUGCGCUGGUGUAAUUGACUCUUCAAUGACAUCUACUGAUACAUCGACAUCGUCGGCUGCACACUACUCUGUGCCUGCAAACAAAGGUCUCGAAGACGCAAACCACUGGCCCGACGGCAAAAAAAAGUCCCCUGUUGACAAAGUUGGAAUCGCUUCGACCACGAUCGGUAGUAGUGCUGCAACUGUGUCGGUCGUUGCUGGUGGUGUCAUGUCGGUUGCCAGUGGAAUUGUCGGCGGCACUUCAGCCAGUGUCGCGUCGGGUGUCUCGGCUGCUGCCAGUGUUGGAAUCACUAUGGCAGCUGUGGACAUCUGCCAAUUUUCCAUUAUGCUCACUCAAAUGAACGUUGACGCCCGACCACGUUUUAUGGAAAAUAUGGGGAAAAAAAUGGCACCUGCGUCCUUUACGUUUCUACCCUUUGGCAAAGUGAACAUAUCAGCCGACGACUCGAGCGAAAAUUCGUCACGUCGGCUGGAAACUGCUGGAAGUAUGAGCGGUGUAUCCCAUUCAAACUCGUCUGCAAAUGUACAAGGCAUGGAAAAGUACGCAGCUUUGAUUGGCGUCGACGCUGGCAUGCUUUUCUACGUGGCUGUUGCGGGAAUUGCCUGUAUGGUGGCCAUCGUGUUUGGAAUGUACAUGCUUGCGAUGAGUGUAUGUUACUUUGUCGUCAAAGACUUUCCAACUUUUAGCUUAAAAUGGCUUGAUAAGGCGAUUGGCGUCUUGAUGAUGAUUCUGAUUCUUUCAGAGUAUGUGGUCGGCGCGACAGCCAUGUACCAGAUUUGCUAUUGUAUUGACCGCAACUCUCUUGAUGUAAGUUUUUUCUUGGCCAUCCUCACAUUGCUUUGUCUUGCUUUUGGGACCAUCUUGUACGGAGUAAUUGUUAUCAAGAAUAACGAAGAUGAAUUGCGAGAUUUGGGUACGAAAGAUCAUUUUGACAAGAAGUUUCACAAUCGAUAUGGUCCGUUGUAUGAUGAACACAGCUUUGAAGGGCGAUUCUUUUUUGCCCCAAAGUUGCUUUUAGCAUUGCUGUGUGGCAUGACAACUGGCAUGAUCUGGAUCGAAGGACUAUGGCAGAUUGUCGUACUUAUUGUGCUUCACAUUGCGUUUUUGUUGUACCUCGAGAUCAAACAGCCGUAUCCAACAGCAUUUGUGCAAAAGACGUCAAGCUUUGUCAUCAUUAUCAAAAUCUCGGCGCUAUUUUUGAGUUUCUUUUUAUUAUCCAGUGCCACGAGUUUCACGGAGAGUAUUCCUGAUGAUCUGCGCGAAGGUGUUGCCUUUGCUAUUGUAGGACUUCAAGUGCUUGUGCUCUUGUGUCUGAUGAUUCGCCAGGUGUAUAUUUUCUACCGAACGUGGAAACUAAAGCGUGAUGGCACUUCAAAAGAUGACAAGACGGUCACUAUCCAGACAACGAACGCUCGAGAAGGCUCCGAGACGUUUUUUGCUCUAGGUGGUGAGCCACAAUAUUAUGGUAAUGUAAAUCAAAGUCUGGGUGGCUCGUUGGCUUUGUUGGGUGAUAACGCAACUCCAAAGGUGCACGACAGUCGUCAUUAUUCUCAUGAGACUCCGUCAAAUGUCAGCAUGACCUAUGACAAUCGACCACCCCUUCGUGGCUUGCAACCUCAACGUACUCAAUCAUCCGUGCAACACGAAAAUCACUAUAGGACUAACGAGGUUGAUCUGUAG